UAAGCCACUAGCAUCAUUUGAAUGUCUGUUGCUCUUGAGAAUGCAGUAACUCUUUAAAUUUGCACGCAAACAGAACAACUUGUCAGCUAAUCUUUUAUGUAUACCCUUGCGUAUGACAUGUAGUCAGCCAUUUCUUGUUAUGAGGAACUGCAUAUGUUACUGUAACCUUCUAUGACUGGAUCAUUUGAAACUGGAGACUAUAAUUCUGCAAUCCGUAAAUGCAUUCCUUCAGCUUGAUGUUUCAGAUAACAUGUUCUCAGAUCAUUGAGGCUAAUGUCAGCAAGAUGUUUUUUAGAAUAAUUAUUCUUCUAAUAAGAAGCAGCAUUGGAGGUGUAACAACUUUGUUUUUAUCAGUUCUUCAGUAUAUAGCAGGUCUAAACAACUUGUUUUCAGCAACAAAAAAUCAGCGAGUAUACUUCUCAAAUCGUAAAGGGCUAGAAUGCUUAGCACCCCUUGUAACAACAGUAGAAGAAACACCACAGCCAAUACCUGCAAAGGUGAAGGGUGUAAUUCCAAAAUGGAUAAAAGGCAACUUCCUUAGAAAUGGACCAGGGAAGUUUGAAUUUGGAACAGACAAGUACAAUCACUGGUUUGAUGGCAUGGCUCUCAUGCAUCAGUUUAAUAUCGAAAAUGGCGCAGUCUGUUACAAGAGCAAGUUUCUUCAAAGUGACAGCUACAAAAUUAACUGUGAGAAGAAUCGGAUUGUAGUCUCUGAAUUUGGAACACUAGCUAUGCCAGACCCAUGCAAGAAUUUUUUUGAGCGUUUUAAAUCCAAGUUUGAAAUGCCAAGGCAAACAGACAAUGCUCUUGUGAGUUACGUCCUGUAUGAAGGGGAUUGUUAUGUGAGCACAGAAACUAUCUUUAUGCACAAAAUAGAUCCCCAGACUCUUGAAACAAAAGAAAAGGUAGACUGGUCAAAGUUUAUUGCUGUGAAUGGUGCAACUGCACAUCCGCAUUAUGAUCCUGAUGGGACAGCGUACAACAUGGGCAACUCAUACGGCAAAAAUGGUUCAAGAUAUAACAUAAUACGUAUUCCUCCACAGAAGGCAAAUAGUGAAGAUACACUUCAUGGGGCUAAAAUAAUGUGUUCAAUUCCUGCUGCAGAUAGUAAAAGACCAUCAUAUUAUCACAGUUUUGCAAUGUCAGAAAAUUAUGUCAUUUUCAUUGAGCAACCAUUAAAAUUAAAUUUGUUGAAGAUAUACAUCAACAAAAUACGUGGUAAAGGACUGGAUGAAGGACUCACAUGGGAACCCAAGAGUAACACAAUUUUCCACAUAGUCAACAAGCACACAGGACAGAUACACCCAGUAAAGUAUUGUACUAAAGCUUUUCUGACAUUCCAUCAAAUUAAUGCCUUUGAGGAGAAUGGACACAUCAUUCUUGACAUGUGCUGUUGCGAUGAUGGGUCUGCUAUUCAUAUGUUUAACAUACAUAACUUACGUAAAGAUGGCAAUGAUCUAGAUGAGGUGUACGACUCUGUGCCAAAGCUUUUCCCUCGCAGAUUUGUUUUGCCCCUCCAUAUUAGUUCAGAAUCACCAAAUGACAAAAAUCUCAACACACUGUCCUACAGUCCAGCAACUGCAAUCAGAAAGGAAGAUGGCACAUUGUGGUGUACCUAUGAAAGCCUUCAUGACCCAGAACUAGAUGAAGAGGAAAGAUGCUGUGAAUUUCCGCAAAUUAACUACUCAAGAUAUAAUGGCAAGAAGUAUAAUUUCUUCUAUGGUUGUGGAUUUGGACAUCUAAUAGGAGAUUCCCUUUUAAAGAUGGAUAUAGAAGCCAGGAAAAUGAAGGUCUGGAAAGAAGAUGGAUUUUUUCCUUCAGAGCCUGUUUUUGUACCAUCACCAAAAGCAGUAGAAGAAGACGAUGGAAUCAUUUUAUCUGCUGUGGUAACACCAAGACAGAACCAGAAUACAUUCCUGCUAGUACUAGAUGCUAAAACAUUUACAGAACUGGGAAGGGCAGAAGUACCCAGACAGAUACCAUAUGGAUUUCAUGGGAUGUUCUCCCCCAGUUGAAAAUGGAGCGUGGAAAGAAUCAGCACAAAUGGCAGCAUAAAAGAUUCAUCUGAAGAGUGCAUUUUAGCAAACUAAUUUUUCACAAGGACUGACAAUAUUCUUUUCAUUGCAGAACAUUCUAUUCAUACCGCUGAAAUAUAAAAGUUGCUGUUUAAACUUUGUCCUAUAAACUUCUAAUAUACGACUGUGUAAUACAUCAUAUUAAGUUAAUAUACAGGAAUUUCAUUUAAAUUAAUUUCAAGAAUAGAAAGCACACAUUAUUUCAAAAGAUCUGCCUAACAAGCCUAUAAUUAAAAUACAUGUUAUUUUCCAUAAAUUUCUCCAUGUAUUUUUUUAGCCUUGCAAAUAAAUUCUUCAUAUUUACUGUU
Messenger RNA from Protopterus annectens (West African lungfish), 2383 nucleotides. RefSeq names its product beta-carotene oxygenase 2 (gene BCO2). Gene Ontology annotation, cellular component: mitochondrion. Gene Ontology annotation, biological process: carotene catabolic process; retinal metabolic process. The coding region runs from base 219 to 2015 and encodes 598 amino acids. Lineage: Eukaryota; Metazoa; Chordata; Ceratodontiformes; Protopteridae. Gene Ontology annotation, molecular function: beta-carotene 15,15'-dioxygenase activity; carotenoid dioxygenase activity. The record is from RefSeq and is a predicted model, not a curated record. The transcript is spliced from 12 exons.